AUGUUUCUCACUUACUGUUCUCCUCGCUACCGUAUGGACGAUUUUGAUAGUGCAGCGGCUUUAGUUUUGUGUGCAUUUGCAUACUAUAAUCUUGUUAAUAUCAAAAUCAGAAAACAAAUUAGAAAAAAAAGAAGGUGCAGGCGAUGGUGGAUGACGGAAAUUCAUCGAAAUAGAACAAGCUUUACUAUGCAAAAACAACUGGGAGAACUAGUUGCUGAACCAAGUGGAGAAUUCAAAAAGUUUACUAGAAUGUCAACAGUUGAUUUUGAAUAUUUACUUAACAAGAUUUCUCCAUUAAUAAGUAAACAAGAUACACAACUGCGACAAGCUUUACCAGCUAAAAUGCCAGACGCGAAUGACACACAGACACACCGUGUUAGCUCACACCUAGCGAACGGGGAAGCAAUUACUGACGCACAGUACACGGUACAGCUUCCUCUAGUUCCUGUUGGAAUUUAG
This is a messenger RNA of Parnassius apollo (apollo), 459 nucleotides long. The record is from the annotation of a GenBank genome assembly. NCBI's taxonomy places the organism in Eukaryota, Metazoa, Arthropoda, Insecta, Lepidoptera, Papilionidae.